AUGACAAGCCCAGGGAAGGCAGACGAGCCGGACCGGACGCUUUUCGUGGGGAACUUGGAGAGCCGCGUGCAAGAGGAGAUUCUCUACGAGCUUUUCCUGCAGGUGCAAGGGACGGCGGGGCGGGGCCACCUUGGCAGGUGGGCAGGGCGAUCUGGAAGUGGGCGGGGCUGGCGAGCCGUCGGCUGCAGGGAAGAGGAAUGCUUACAAGGAGCAGCAGGUGGAAGAUUUUUGUCAGGAGUUUUAAAUUCGCAGUAUGAAGCAAGGCUUCAGUCCUUUUCCAUUCCAUCGAGGAUGUGUGAAAUGUACCAAGAGGUGCCUUAAACAAAAUAAAAUGGAAAGAUAAAAUAGUCAUCAGAAGCUAGGUUUGCCUGAAAUAGGGCUUUAUUUAUUUAUGUUUUUUUUCUUGUAAAUAUUCAGGAAGCUUGAUAUUCAGGGUGGCUGGUCAGUUCUCAAGGUGAUUGAAAAUAAAGGCAAUACAAAAUGAAAACUAUGACCAUGUUCUUAAAACCCAAAAGGGUUGUCACCUUUUUCUCCAUGUUAGGACUGUGGUGCUUUUGGUACACCAGGCAAAAAUUUAAAAAGUGAAGCUUUUUGAAGCACAGACGUAAAAUUAGGUGAAAUGCUACAUUUAUUUUCAUGUGGCCUGCAAGCCCUGUGGGGGUUGGACUAGAUGACCCUUGGGAUCCCUUCCAACUCUAAGAUUCUAUUAUUCUAUGUUCUCCCCAUCUUCUCAAAAAUUCUCAGACAACCACUGAAAGCAAUGGGAGUGGAAGUAAAGGAAGGAAAUGUGAUUGAUAAACAUAUUAAAUGUUGGGAACUUCCCAGAGAAUGGUUGCAAUCUUAGGUGGAAAGGGCCUCUUUCUUUGUUUCCCAGGUGUCAGAUAAUUCAUACAUACUUGCUAUCAAUCAUUGCUUUCCAGUUUUAAUCACAAUUUAAUCAUGGUUCUUGUGUUUUGGCAUGCCAAGCAACUGAUAAUAGCUUACCACACCCUUAACAAUAAACACAAAAUAAAUGGGGGAAGGUUCAUGGUUUCCUUAUGUUUCUUCGUCAGGCUGCUAGCAUCUUGUUUGGACUUAUCCCUCUUUCUACAGUGAUAUUGCUGGAAGACUUUUCCUUCGUUCUGUGUGCUUCAUAUCCUUCCCAUUUUGGUUUUCUUGCUUCUACAUGGAUACUUACCGUAUUUUUUGCUCUAUAAGACUCACUUUUUCCCUCCUAAAAAGUAAGGGGAAAUGUGUGUGCGUCUUAUGGAGCGAAUGCAGGCUGCACAGCUAUCCCAGAAGCCAGAACAGCAAGAGGGAUUGCUGCUUUCACUGUGCAGCGAUUCCUCUUGCUGUUCUGGCUUCUGAGAUUCAGAAUAUUUUUUUCUUGUUUUCCUCCUCCAAAAACUAGGCGCGUCUUGUGGUCUGGUGCGUCUUAUAGAGCAAAAAAUACGGUAUAUUUUAUAAAGCAGAAAUGCUUUCAUCUCCAGUAGCACAGCACAAAUAAUCAAUGACGGGAAAGUUCUGCUUGUUCCCACCUUCACUAAAUUGGCACCUAAUAGCUUUCUGAUAACUUUGUUACAUGCAUAUGAUUCACCCAUUCUUUGUACCAUAGAGCUGGUAAAACAAAAAUAAUGGUAAAUUAGAUGUUUUAAAGCUUUAAAAAUCUAGCUGUGCCUGUAGCUUGCUUGAGCAGGUAUUUUUAUUUAUUUAUGAACAGGGAGAUCUACAUGUUAAAAAGAACAAGCACCAGAAUACUUGAUUUGCUACUUCCACUCCUUGAAGAACUCCAUCAUCUGCAGUAGGCAACCUUGAACACCAGACUGGAAAAAUGUUGCUUCAGGGAAACUUGUCUUUUCUGGGGUGGGGCAGUGGGAUAAAACAAACAUUGAUUCUCCUUGGAAAAGCUGAAGUUAUGACUCUGUCAGAUGUGAUGUUUACUUUUAAAACAUUGGAAAAUGUAUAGAGCCAUUAUGUUGAGCAGCAACUGAUAUUUGACACUAUUGAAUACUGGCAAAAUACAAAGACAUCUAGCUUGUUUUCUGUGAGUUGUCACACAUUCUUAUCACAUGUCCCCUUUCAGUUUCUUCAUCAAGACAGAAGUGGGUUUUAUUGAUUAAUUCAGCAAAUCUCUGUUUUCACAAGUUACUCCCUGAAUCUGUUAUAAUGAAGAGAUGCUGAAGAUCCAUAUAAUUUCAUUUUUACUAGUUUUUAAUAUAUACCGAUCCCUCAAUCAUAUUUCACCAGUAUACACAGCAGUUAAAAGAAGGAACACUGUAUGUUUAUAGUAAGAACAUAAGAACAGUCAGCUGUAUCACACCAACGGCCAAUGGAGUCAAACAUCCUGUUCUCACAGUGACCAACCAGAUGCUUGUGGGAAACCUGUUUUCACAUGGGCAUUCUGCUGGAUUUCAUAUAAAGCCUGAGGAGUAAAUGUGAACAGGAUUAAAGGUAAAGGUAAAGGUACCCCUGCCCGUACGGGCCAGUCGUGUCCGACUCUAGGGUUGUGCGCCCAUCUCAUUUAAGAGGCCGGGGGCCAGCGCUGUCCGGAGACACUUCUGGGUCACGUGGCCAGCGUGACGAAGCUGCUCUGGCGAGCCAGCACCAGCGCAGCACACGGAAACGCCAUUUACCUUCCCGCUAUAAAGCGGUACCUAUUUAUCUACUUGAACUUAAGAGUGCUUUCGAACUGCUAGGUGGGCAGGAGCUGGGACCGAAUGACGGGAGCUCACCCCGCCGCGGGGAUUCGAACCGCCAACCAUGCGAUCGGCAAGCCCUAGGCGCUGAGGUUUUACCCACAGCGCCACCCGCAUCCCAACAGGAUUACACACACACAAAAAGCCUGAUUAAUCAUUCUGCUCUUUGGGCUAUAGACUCAUCUCUGCCUGACAAGAGCUUCUGCUCAUUUGAAGAGUGUCAGAAUUUCUUCCUCUUAUUUCCCUUGCUAAUCUAGCACAGAAAAAGAAGAUCAAGAUACGGUCUAUUAACCAACAAUUGGUUCAAUCUCUUCUUGGAUAGCUCUUAUAUUUACUUGUAGAUCCUUCUGCAGUUUUACACUUCCUUGUUGUUUGUACCGUAUAACUCAUGUACAGCAAUCAAAUUUCAACUGCUCCAAAAUAAACAGCCAGAUGUGUAGAGUUCAAGUAACUCCUGUUCUAAACCACAUGUACUGGUUUCAGGUUCAUUUCUGGGCCCGGUUCACUGUGCUCACAUUAGUGUUUAAAUCCCUGAAUGAUUUAAUCCCCAAAUAUUUGAAAGACUGCUCCUUUCUCUACAGGUCUUCUUGGGUAUUAAGAUCAGCAGAGGGAGCCCUCUUGGUAUUUUCACCAGCCUCAGAAGUUCACGGAAUGGCAGCCUUGAACAGGGCAGUCUUUGUGGCAGUCCCUAUGCUGUGGGAAUCCCCCCUCCCCCCCAAAGGAAAGGCACCUUCAUUAUGUAAUUAUGCUGAAGACACACCUCUUGACCCUGGUCUUUGACACCUGAGAUUUAUAUAUAGAGGACCCACCUUAUUCUCUUGACUGUAACAGGUUUAAAGGUAAAGGUAAAGGGACCCCUGACUAUUAAAAGUCCACUUGCUGACGACUCUGGGGUUGCGGUGCUCAUCUCGCUUUACUGGCCAAGGGAGCCAGCGUUUGUCCACAGACAGCUUCUGGGUCAUGUGGCCAGCAUGACUAAUCCGCUUCUACUUGCACUUUGACGUGCUUUCGAACUGCUAGGUUGGCAGGCGCUGGGACCGAGCAAUGGAAGCUCACCCCAUUGCGAGGAUUCGAACCGCUGACCUUCCAAUCGGCAAACCCUAGGCUCAGUGGUUUAGACCACAGUGCCACCCGCAUCUGUGGUAACAGGUUUACAACAGUGUUAAUACUGUAUUUUAAAAUUGCUGUAGGGCUCAGAGACCUUAUGGUGAAAGGUGGGUAAGAAAUAACAACAAUUUAUUAUAUUUUGGACUGCCUACAUAUAUCCCCAAAAAAUCCUUAAGUGCUUUGCUAGUUGCCACAGUCCAUGUAAAUUGGAUUGAUAAGCUAAACAGAAUAAAAUGUAUGAAUAAAAUGUGAGAUAUGCAGACUUUGAAUAUGUCAUGAAAAUCUUUGUAUAUUAAAGUAAAAUUACAGCAUAAUGGCAUGUGUUUGUUGCAAUGCUGAAAUAGCUGGUACCCAAUAUUAUAUACCUUUUUUCCCCUUCUGGUCCAGUAAGCCUUAGAAUCAGCAAACAAACAGCUAUUUCCUUCCUGGGAUUUAUGAGAAAGUAAUGCUUAAGUUUCUUGCAGGCUGGACCGGUAACCAAAGUGACCAUAUGCAAGGACAAAGAUGGAAAACCCAAGACUUUUGGAUUUGUCUGCUUUAAACACACAGAGUCAGUGCCUUAUGCCAUAGCUUUGCUGAAUGGGAUUCGUUUAUACGGAAGACCAAUUAAAGUGCAAUAUCGGUUUGGUAGGUUUAGCUACCUGCCAAAAAAUUUUUUUUACAAAACCUGGGCAUAUAAUGCACAAUCAUGAUGUGAAAAGUGAUUGUUACUAUGUUAGUGGAUCCAUAUUUAAUGCAUUUAAAAAAAACAAUUCUGAGAGUAUAAAAAUUCUCAAACUAAUUGGUAUAUUGCAUUUUUACCCUUUAAGACAUCCCACUUUCGCAAGAAGGUAGAAAAAAAAAUCCUGAUAUCACAGUAAAAAUGUGAUCAGGUAAUAGAUAUAUUCUUUUGGGAAUCAAUAAUAAAUGAGAGCUGAAUCUUACAAUCUUAUAUUAUAUCUUAUAUAAUGUAUACAAUCUUAUAUUAUUAUUUUACAGUCUGUACUUUGUUACCCUCCUAGCAGAGUGCAACAUUGUAAUGUGUACACUUGAAACUGCUGGUCUUUUUCAAAUUCCUUUAGUUUAGACUUUCAAAAUGUCUUUAUACAAAACUCCCCCCUCCCUCUAUUAUGUCCAUGUAGCAGGUUGGAUGCAGCAUUGUUCUGUAAUCUUUCUAUCAAAACUAUGGUGUAAUUUUUCCAUUUUUUUCAAUAGAAAACUUGAAAUAUGUAGUGGCUACCAAUAUUAUAAAUUAGUAAUCUAGUUUUUCCUUGAAGAGUUGUCAGCCUGUUAUGUUAUAAUCUGCAAAUCCUUUUUUAUCACUGCUAAUCUCUAGUGAAUCUCCAUGACCACUUGCAAGUUGAAAUAUAUCAAUAAAUCACAGUUAUUCAGAAACUUACCUUGGCCAGGAUCCAUAUAACGUCUUGGUUUCACACAAGGACCUUGUGCUUUAGCCUGGGAAAACUUGUAAUAUUUGUUCUUUGAACGUAUCUGGCCAACAUGAUAAAUCAUUAACUGUUUUUGAACCUUUCAGUCAUUUCAAUAGCAGUCUGCCAUAUGCUAUUAAAGACUGCCGUUUGAGAAAAAAACUAGUCUAGAACCCAUUUUUUUAAUUGUUCAGGGAAGUUUUUAAUAUUUGAUGUUUUAUUCUGUUUUUAAUCUGUUGGGAGCUUCCCAGAGUGGCUGGGGAAACCUAGCCGGAUGGGCAGGGUAUAGAAAAUAAAUUAUUAUUAUUAUUAAUUCAUGGGGAUCCAACUAAAGCUGCAGUCCUAAUUUAGUCCAUGACUAAAAAAAAGUCACAUCAAAUUCAGUGGGGCUUAUUCCCCAGUAAGUGGAAUUGGGUUUGCAGUCUCAGUCAUAAUCAGAGAACCACUGGAAGCAAUAGACAGGUACAGUGGUACCUCGGGUUACAGACGCUUCAGGUUACAGACGCUUCAGGUUACAGACUCUGCUAACCCAAAAAUAGUACCUUGGGUUAAGAACUUUGCUUCAGGAUAAGAACAGAAAUUGUGCGGUGGUGGUGCAGUAGCAGCAGCGGGAGGCCCCAUUAGCUAAAGUGGUACCUCAGUUUAAGAACAGUUUCAGGUUAAGAACAGACCUCCAGAAUGAAUUCUUAACCUGAGGUACCACUGUAUUCAGUGGAUCUGCUCUUGAGUAUAGCCUGAAUAUUACCCCGAUUCUUGGAGACCAAUAAAGAACUUACCAUUGGGGCUUGCUAUGAUAAAAAUGUUUCCCAUAUUAACUGCUGAAUAAUGUGCCCCUAAAUGAAAUCAUUUUCCAUUUAAAAAGUUUGCAUAAAAGUAGAUUUGACUUUGUGAAUGGAAGACUCCAGGAGAAGUUUGGCAGGAUUGACUGGGUUUUUGGAGAUGGGUGGAAAUUGUAUUGGAUAGGUUAUGCACUUGGUUUUAACUUUAAUAGGUGUUUACAAUAAACUAAUUAUAGUAGUAUGAUUGCUGAAUUUUGUUUCUAUAUUGGACUUCUUUUCUAUAUUGUAAAGUAUGUUAAGUGUUCAGAAAAAAAAUGAAAUCAACUCUCUUGACUAGACCAAUUUUAAUCAUUUUUUAAAUUAUUAUUAUUCCAUUCAUAGGGAGUUCCCACUGUGUAGAGUUAAUCAAUCAUUGCCAGAAUGUGGAACAUGAUAUACAGUCAUCAACACACAGGUAAUGGCUUUUUUCCAGUAUAAAAAUAUCAUGGAGUUUAGUUUAGACACAAACUCUGAUCUGAUGCCCAAUAUUAUGUGGUAUGUGUGCAGUCAAAGUAUAGACUAAGCUUCCAAAAUGUUCAGUUUCCCACCCCCUUCUAGUGCCAUAUCAAUUUUAGCUCCCUAAAGCAAUAAUCCAAUCACAUUUGCAUUCUGAAUUAGUUCCUAAAUUAUGAUUAUGUUCAGCCACAAAAUUUAAGCUGGGAGGGGCAAGAAAGAGUGGGAGGGUAUGGGCAAGACAAAAUAUUCCCAGGCUGUCACAGUGAAGAGGUCCAUAUCCCAUUAUGGCAGUGGGGUCCACACAGGACCCAGCAAAUUCUGUGCUGGCCCUGCCCCCAUUGUAGCAGUUGUCAUUUGGGCAGGUGCAUCUGACCACUCCUCCCUGACAGUGGAGACUGGCAGAGCUGGGCAGGGCUGGGUUGCUCUGCUACACUUCAAAUCUGUACAAAUUUAUCUGGGAGUAAAUCCUGCUGAACAUGCAAAGGACUGUGUUGUAAAGAGCCCAAAUCACAUCUAUAUAUGUAUGUAUUGAAAAAUGAGUAAAUCUAUUAGCAUUCACUCACCAUAUCUCCCUACUUGCUCUUUUUAUAGGAAUUUAGAGCCCUAUGGUAGUACUCCAUUACCUCUAAGUCCUUUUCAGGUGAAUAAUAGCCCACCACAGGAUUAUUCUGCCUUUCAGAACAUGGUAAGAUUGAAAUAAUGAUCACAAAUCUAUCACAACAAUAGAGACACUUCAUAGGAUGUGUAAUGGAAGGGGGAACUGCCAAACACACAACUUGUGGAAACUCUUUCCCCCUUUCCCAUGCUAUGGCUUUAGUUAUGAACCUGUACCCAUACCUGAGCAGCCGCUUAGUGAAGCCAAGAUUAUAGCUGGCAAUCUGCCCCUCUGUGCCAGCUGUGCCAACAUCCUUCCAGAAACAGAAAUUGACUGGACUCUGCAACAAAACUCAUUGUGCUAGGCUGUCUUUAGUAUUGCCUAGCCAUGGCCGGUAGAUCCAGGCCAAUGAGUUUGUAAUCACUUUGCAGGUCAUGCAGAGCUACAGCAAAAUUUGCCUUUCUUCAAAACAAACAAACAAAACACCCCCCACACAUUUAUGUCCUCUGCACUUCCAAUAUGAAGCAUUCUUGGCUAGGACAGCACUGUGACAAAUUCCAACAAUCUAUCAGCCUAUAGUUGUGAACAUCAAUGAUAGAAAUGGGAUGGAGGCAUUCUUUCAUUGCUUACAUUGGCAUGUCUGCCUCACAUAAUUUUUGUGUCUAUUUCAUGUUUAGACCCCCUUUAAAAACCUUAUACAUUAGUGUGUCGUGCUCCAACUGGAAAUGGUUUUAGGAGCAGACCACAGUCAUGCCAAACUUCAUAUCUAUAACCAACGUGUGUGUGUGUAAAAAUUACUUGAUUUUUACAGGCUACCUAAUAAAGGACUAGUGUAAAUCAAAGCUUACAUACUGACAGAAACAUGUCCAGUACCUUUCAUUCUCUAGAACUAAUGAAGCAAUGUUCUUCCAAACUUUAAAAUAUUAAUUUACCUUCUAUUUUCUAGAUGACGUGUUUCUUAGCACACCAAUAUACCCCUUAUAAUCCAAUGGGACAGCAAUUUCCUUGCUAUCAGAUGGCAUCACCACCGUCGUUUCCAAGUUUUCCUGUUCCAGCCUAUCUGAAUCCAGGACUAACCUCUUUUGAAUGUGUGUACCCAGAGCCAAAGAACCACACACAGUAUCUGGUUAAGGAAGGUUCAUCUAAAAGGAAAAGGUCUCAGGAAACUAGUGACAGUGAUAGUAGUGUGGGAAAUGAUAGGAAAAAAACAAAAAGAAAGUCAACAAAACUAUAA
Podarcis lilfordi (Lilford's wall lizard) is the source of this 8291-nucleotide messenger RNA. The record is from the annotation of a GenBank genome assembly. Lineage: Eukaryota; Metazoa; Chordata; Lepidosauria; Squamata; Lacertidae.